Molecule: messenger RNA, 1772 nt
Organism: Colletotrichum godetiae
Lineage: Eukaryota; Fungi; Ascomycota; Sordariomycetes; Glomerellales; Glomerellaceae
Product: DHS-like NAD/FAD-binding domain-containing protein
Exons: 5
Coding region: 250-1503 (417 amino acids)
Biological process (GO): negative regulation of transcription by RNA polymerase II
Cellular component (GO): nucleus
Molecular function (GO): NAD+ binding; transcription corepressor activity
Source: RefSeq, a predicted model, not a curated record
AAAUAAGCAUGGCUUAUCAAAAGUUGGAAGAGGGUCGCGGCUGCCUAAUCUUGGUAGAAAACAUUCUCGAUGUCCAAUCAAACAUCACGUAGCCAACACCACCAAGCUUCAACAAGACGAUGAUCUUCACUUGAGAUUCUGUAUUAAAGCAGUCCUGUCGAACGACUCAAUUCCAGACUCAAUAGCCUACUCUUAAAUCCUUGGGCGAACACAGAACGUAUUCUAGUGUCUCGAAACUCGCACCUUACCAUGGCAGACAGCGCUCCCAGAGAAGCUGAGGCGGAACGCCGCGAGGCUCUCGACAUCCUUGACGCAAAAGCCUCUCGAUUAGUAGAGCAAAUCAAGAAGAGCAAGCAUUUCAUCGCCUUCACCGGUGCAGGUAUCUCCACCUCUGCAGGAAUCCCCGACUUCCGCGGACCCGAAGGUGCUUGGACACUCAGAGCCCAGGGAAGGCAGAGAACCGGCAAGACGACGAGCACACUCCAAGCCAUCCCUACGCAGACGCACAUGGCGCUCGUUGAGCUGCAGGACCGAGGCAUCUUGAAGUAUCUUGUCAGUCAAAACUGCGACGGCUUGCAUCGCAAGAGUGGGAUUCUACCCGAGAAGAUUUCCGAGCUUCAUGGCAACAGCAACCGCGAGUAUUGCAAGGAUUGCGGCAAAGAGUAUCUUCGAGACUUCCGCGCCGUGGCAACUUACGAAAAGACGGUCCGCGAUCACCGCACCGGCCGAAAAUGCGCAGUCUGCAACGGCACCCUCCUCGAUACCAUCAUCAACUUUGACCUCUGCCUCGCCCUGGGCUCGUCCCUGACGGUGCCGCCGGCAUGCACGAUCCCCGAGACCGUUGGGAAGAAGAAGCGUACCAAGACGAACCCCGCUGGCGGGACUCUCGUGAUUUGCAACCUGCAGAGCACGCCGCUUGAUCACCUGAGCGAGUCGCUGCGGUUUUGGGCCACGACGGACGAUUUGAUGGUCAGGGUUAUGGAGAAGCUGGAUAUACCUAUUCCUAGUUUCGUGCUUCGUCGUAGGUUGGUCAUGGAGGUUGAGAUGACUGCCGAGGAGAGGUAUCAGAUUACGGCGAGGGGCGUCGACGUGGACGGUACACCUGCGACGUUCCUGCAGUCUGUCAGAAUGCAGGGUAACAGGCGCGUCGCAAGGACCGAGCCGUUUACCAUCCCGUUCCGGGGCGAGCUGGCUGCUGAAGGGGAGGUGAAGGUGGAGCUGGAGUUUAUGGGGCACUAUGGCGAGCCCAAUUUGGAGAUUGCGAUGGAGUACAACGGCGAGGAGAAGCUUGAGAGGAUGUAUCUGCUCGAGUAUGAUCCUUCGAUUGGGGCGUGGACAGUCAGUAGACAAGAUGAUGGAACUCUUGCUGGGCGGGGUGGCACUGCCGAGACAGAUGAGGGCAUGGAGGAUUCGCUGAUGAUCUCGGCUGAGGAGGCGGGUGUGCCUAGCCAUAUCAUUGCUUCUUCUGCGGCCAGCGAGAUCAUCGACCUCACAUCACCAUAAGUCAGUGCGAUGUUCAAAAGCAACGCACACGGAGGAAUGAUAUGCGCGCUUGCAAAUGCACAUGUUCGCCAUUGGCUCCGGUAGACCGACAAGACUCCUCGACUUUUCCUGUAUUGAGGACCUUGUAUUCUAGGCGGCCCACAGAAUUUGAAGCUUUUGCUGCUCAGGUUUUUGAAAAGUGAUGUCUUGACGAGAAUUAUUGAGUCACUUGCUAGGUCUUAUGUGAAUCGCAAGGUUGUUACACCUUGUUGAACUGAGGACCGCGUGGC